GAGAGAGAGACAGAGAGAGAAAGAUAGAGGCGUUUGUGUUUGUUGCUGCUACUUUUCUAGAGUAUCUACAAAACAACACAACGGUGCGAAUGUUGGAAGAAUGGAAGCAAACUAAAGGCCAACUAUGGCGGCAAAAAGAAACUUAAAAAUCUCCAAAAUAAUAUUUACUAGUAACUCAUAUUUUAACCAUUUGUCUGAAAGCAAUAACUAGAACAGCUUAAAAACAAAGAUGGUGAAAGAGUAAAGUUAAGUGUCUUUUUGAAGUGUUUUUCCUAACAGGGUUUGGUCUUACAUCUCUUUUUCUGUUUUCCUUUUUACUAGUCAUUGAUAAGGAAAGGCAGUGACUUUUAGGGAGCUUAUUUUUUCCAGUUUUAGCAGGGUUUUUUGUAUAUGGGUUUGGUGGAGGGUUCUAUUAAUGGCUUUAACGUUUCAGACAAGGCAAAGUUAGAUGUUGGAAAAAUUUCUACUACUACUACUACUACUAUUUGUUACAAUUUCCAACUGCAGAAUACUGAAUCAUUCCCUUCCAAGAUCAUGAUGGUUCAUCAUCAAGAUCCUCACCGUCCAUUCUCUGAUGAUGAUGAUAAUGGAGGUGGUGGUGAUAGUGGGCCCACUCUUAACCACAACGAAGCUAACAAAAUGCCUUCUUCUAACGAGCACAAUGUAUAUUCUGAUGCUAGUUUUCUUCCUCCUCUUCCUCCUCCAGUUACUGGUGGUGCUGCUGUUGUAAGGACUUUUCAGCCUUUUGACAUUUCUACCAACUCAUCCCCAGUAGUAGAAGGUAUGGCAGCGGCUCUGGGGUUUCCUUUUACAUGGUCUCAGUGGAAAGAACUGGAGAAACAAGCUAUGAUCUACAAAUAUAUGGUCUCAGCUAUACCUGUACCUCCAGAUCUUCUCUUAUCAAUUUGCACUAAUUCCUCUGGAGCUUCUCUCACUACCUCGGCUAGUGGUUCAGUACAAGGGCAAAGAUGCAGAAAUAUAAGGGAUCUAGAACCAGGUAGGUGCAAAAGAACAGACGGCAAGAAAUGGAGAUGCUCAAGAGAUGUAGCUCUUCAUCAGAAGUAUUGUGAGCGCCAUAUGCAUAGAGGCCGUCCCCGUUCAAGAAAGCAUGUGGAAGUUCAUGCCCCUCUUAACAAUAACAAUGACAAUAAGAAGACUCGAAAUCACCCUGUUACUCUUGAAUCUACUCCCAUUGCUGUUCCUAAACCACCACCUACUGGUCAAACCAACAGCCUUUCAACACAGCCUCUUAGAUCUGCCUUUCAACAAAUGGAGGGUCCCUUGUUUCUUCAUGAUAAAAUGGGGCAAAACAUCUCCACUGAUUCCUCUUUCAAUGAAUUACACAGAAGUUCGGGCUGGACGAUGGAAGGCGAGUUGGUGGCGAAGGCUGGUGCUGGACAGCAAUGGCAACAUUUGAUGGACUCAAACAUUCACCCGGCGGACUGGCAGGAUAGUUACAGGGAAGAGGCACUGAAUUUACUGGCGUGUAGAGAUUUGGAAAGAACUGAAGAUGUGAGUAUGAGGCACAAUGGUGAGUUCAAUUUCAUGAUAAAUCCUGAAUUACUUUCUUUGGAUAAGCAAACUGUAAGGGAAGCCCCAAGGGACUUGAUUAAUGCAUGGUCAAAUGAUAACAUCUACAACAAUAGUAACAAUGAGAAUAUGGAGGAGGGUUCGCUAUGGCCAUCGGAAGGGAACAUCUCUCCGUCAUCACUUACUCUAUCUAUGGCUAUGGCUGCGGGCAAUGCGCUUGAUGAGGAUAUGGGAUUGGAGAGUAGUGUUAUGAAUAACUCGUAUCAGAACAAGUCUUGGGAGAAAUUCAGUUGGGUACCUUUUGCAUCUGGAGGACCAUUGGCUGAAGUUUUACAUCCUAGCUCUUCUAUUAAUCAAGGUGAAAAUCCAGCCUCUUCAUAUACAAGCAAUUGUGAUUCAAUCAGCCCUGCAGCAACAACCGUUUCGUCGCCAUCUGGAGUUCUUCAGAGGACAAUGUUUUCACACUCUGAUGGCAGUGUUUGCAACAGCCCAAUUCUUGCACCUCCGACUAACACAUCUGAGACGGUUCCGUUCCAGUGGCUAAGUUAGAAGAGAAUGGCCAAAUGGCUCUUCCCUUUUUUUCUAUUUCCUUUUAACAGUUGUUCCUUUCUAGCCAAUGAUACCAGAAGUUUCAAAAGUGAAUGUCUAAAGUUCAUUUCAGGCAA
Messenger RNA from Nicotiana attenuata, 2195 nucleotides. Its product is annotated as growth-regulating factor 3-like. The record is from RefSeq and is a predicted model, not a curated record. Gene Ontology annotation, molecular function: ATP binding. NCBI's taxonomy places the organism in Eukaryota, Viridiplantae, Streptophyta, Magnoliopsida, Solanales, Solanaceae. The transcript is spliced from 4 exons. Gene Ontology annotation, cellular component: nucleus. Bases 391 to 2079 code for a protein of 562 amino acids. Gene Ontology annotation, biological process: regulation of DNA-templated transcription; DNA-templated transcription; developmental process.